UUUUAUUACAGUCCUUGAACGCAUCUUCCCAUCAGCUGUCCAAUCAGAUAGCAGAACGCCGGAGCGCGUGUGUUUCUCGCGCGAGGAGGUAGACGCGUGAACGAAGCGACUAGUUGAAAAUUUCUGCUCGUGUCGAGGUGAAGAGGAACAGGAAAUGCCAAAUCCAGGUGGACAGAUGGACAAACCUCCAGCCCCUCACACCAUGGAAAUCAUACUCCCCAAAGCGGUGAGGAGGCGCAUAAACGCCCUGAGGAAGCUGCAGGUACAGUGCGCUCACAUAGAGGCCAAAUUCUACGAAGAGGUCCACGAGUUGGAGCGGAAGUACGCAGCUCUCUACCAGCCGCUGUUUGACAAGAGACGAGACGUGGUCUCAGGAGCGGUGGAGCCCACAGACGAGGAGUGCGAGUGGCAAAGUGACCGGGAGGAGGAGGAGGAGCUUGCUGAGGAGCUGAAGGAAAAAGCUUCCCUUGAAGAAGCAAAGAAGGAGGAAGCCACGGCAGAAACAAAUCCCAAGGGAAUCCCGGAGUUUUGGCUCGCAAUUUUCAAGAGCGUUGACAUGCUCAGUGACAUGUUACAGGAACACGACGAGCCCAUCCUGAGACACCUGAAGGACAUCCAGGUCAAGUUUUCUGAGCCAGGGCAGCCAAUGAGUUUCACGUUAGAGUUCCACUUUGAGCCCAAUGGAUACUUCAACAAUGCAGUCCUCACAAAAGUCUACAAGAUGAAAUCCGAGCCUGAUGCGUCAGACCCCUUCUCCUUUGAAGGUCCAGAGAUCAUUGACUGUGAAGGGUGUCAGAUCGACUGGCACAAAGGGAAGGACGUGACGGUGAAAAUCAUCAAGAAGAAGCAGAAGCAUAAAGGCCGCGGCACCAUUCGCACCGUCACCAAACAAAUCGCCAACGAUUCCUUCUUUAACUUCUUUAACCCCAUCAAAGCUCCACCAAACGAAGAGCUGGACGAGGACUCUGAGUUAACUUUAGCCACAGACUUCGAAAUCGGUCAUUUCUUCCGCGAGAGAAUAGUUCCCAGAGCCGUCCUGUACUUCACCGGAGAAGCUCUGGAGGACGACGAGAGUUUUGAAGAGGAGGAGCUGGAAGAAGGAGACGAAGAGGAACAAGAGGAAGAAGCAGAUGAAGAUGAUGAUGAGGGAGACUUGGACCCCAAGAAGGAGCAGCCUCAGCCCGCCGAAUGCCAACAACAGUAACCGCAGCCACCCGGGAGGCGGAGUCCUGCCGUCCAUCAAGUCCAUGUUAGCCAAUCCACGGACCUCCUGCCCUAACAGGCUCCGCCCCUUCAUCUGAAUGCAAUAGGACGCUAAGCAGACGGCGUUUUUUCUGUGCAUGACUUCUUUCUCCUCCGUCGUUUUUAUUUUCCGUCACUGAAACUCCGGGCAGGAAUUGACUUGACCCCCCCCCCCGGGGGGGGACUUCUUCCUUUUUUUAAGGUGUGUUUUGUAAGGAGAGACGCAGGAAAUCAUCGUAACUUUUUGGAAAUGUUCAAUGUAACGUCAUAUUUAUUGUGGUGUCAUUCAACUGUUGGAGGAAUGUCUGUGGGGCCACUCCCCCCCCGCUCAGGAGGGCGGGGCUUAGCAUCAAAACUCUCCUUGUAUGCAGAGGUUCCAUCCUGCAGCAGACCUCCUGUGGUUUGUUAGUAGAUCUGAACACGGAAAUUACCCAGCAUCCUCUUUUCUAACAUCGUUUGCCAAUCGUCAUUAGCUCAAACUGAUCCGGCGUUUUGUUUCUGAAUGCAUCUCAUGUCGUCCAUCGGGGUGGAGCGUGAGGGAAAUGAAACGGGACAGGGUGCCAUUGAUUUUUACUGAGGGUUUCAGUUCCCCGGACGGCCCCCCCCUCCCUCCUGGUCACCACAAACCUACGAUUGUACGCGUCGGUGGACAGAUCUCAGAGCCGCGGCCCACACCUUCAAAUUUACCACAUGGACCGUGCGCCCGCCUUAACUGGUUCUUAUUCACAGUUUGUUACUCGCGCAAUAUUUCUUUUCAAUUUGUACAGUUAGUUAAAAUAUUCUAUUAAAGUUUGUGCAACAUGAA
This is a messenger RNA of Oryzias melastigma (Indian medaka), 2047 nucleotides long. RefSeq names its product nucleosome assembly protein 1-like 4a (gene nap1l4a). The record is from RefSeq and is a predicted model, not a curated record. Gene Ontology annotation, molecular function: histone binding; chromatin binding. Gene Ontology annotation, cellular component: nucleus; chromatin. Lineage: Eukaryota; Metazoa; Chordata; Actinopteri; Beloniformes; Adrianichthyidae. Gene Ontology annotation, biological process: nucleosome assembly.